AUGUCAUCCAAAGUUCAUCGAGCAAACACACAAACACUUGACUACCACCGAACUUAUCCCACAACUUUGUCAAGUCUUCUCUUUGAAAUGGAGGGUGUUACAGUGUUGAUUGUUGGUGCUGGGCCAGCAGGCCUCGCAACGGCAGCAUGCCUUAGCCAAUUCUCAAUUCCUUAUGCCAUCAUCAAGCACGAGAGCUGUAGCGCGUCACUCUGGCGCAACCGCGCCCUUGAUCGCCUCAAGCUGCAUCUCGCAAAGGAGUUUUGUGAGUUGCCACACAUGUCAUACCCUAUAGAUGCACCAACAUACAUACCAAAAACCUUGUUUGUGAAGUACUUGGAUGACUAUGUUGAGCGUUUCAACAUUCAACCAAAGUAUCUCACAAGCGUGGAGUCAUCCACAUAUGACAAUGAUGAAAAAUGUUGGUCCAUUGUGGCAAAGGACAUGUCAAAGUGCACCACAGUCAAGUUCAUGGCGAAGUUUCUUAUUGUGGCAAGUGGUGAGAAUAGUGCAGAGAAUAUUCCAAUGUUCCGUGGACUGGAAAACUUUCCAGGUGAUGUUAUCCACUCCUCAAGCUACAAGUCAGGCAAGAGCUACUCUGGCAAGAAUGUAUUGGUCAUUGGAUCUGGCAACUUCGGGAUGGAAAUUGCCUAUGAACUUGCGACCCAUGGUGCCAACACAUCGAUUGUUAUACGAAGCCCGAUUCAUGUAAUGACAAAUGAAUUAAUUCGUUUGGGGAUGACACUUGCUCACUGUCUUCCAUUGAAUAUAGUGGAUAAACUCCUUGUGAUGGCAGCGUAUUUAAUAUUUGGAGACCGAUCACAGCAUGGCAUCACAAGGCCAAAAAUAGGUCCAAUGACCCUCAAAUCAGAAACAGGCCGAUCUGUAGUAAUUGAUGUUGGGACUGUUGGAUUGAUCAAAAAAGGCAUCAUCAAAGUUCAAGGGAGCAUUAGUAAGAUCAAGGGCAACAUAGUUAAAUUUCAAUGCAGUAAAAGAAUGUCAUUUGAUGCAAUUGUGUUUGCAACUGGAUACAAAAGCACGACAAAUAUGUCGCUCAAGGGUUUUACUACGCAGCGCCGCCAUCUACCUCCCCACCUCCAUCCCUCGCCGCCCCGCCUCCUACCCGACAGACCACCACCGAGGCCCGAGCCAGCGGCCACGACCGGCAAGAAGCACAAGUCCUCCAAGAAGCAGCCCAAGGGCAGCCGCGUGCCGCUCAGCGCCGACGACGACGCGGUCGCCAAUGCCGGGAAGCGUCAUCGCUCCGGCGCUGCCAAGCGCCACCAGGUCGAGGAGGAGGAGUUUGUGUCCUCCUCCAUCAGCUCCAAGAUCCUCCGCGAGGCCUUCAAGCAGUAG
Molecule: messenger RNA, 1353 nt
Organism: Triticum aestivum (bread wheat)
Lineage: Eukaryota; Viridiplantae; Streptophyta; Magnoliopsida; Poales; Poaceae
Product: probable indole-3-pyruvate monooxygenase YUCCA10
Exons: 4
Coding region: 1-1353 (450 amino acids)
Molecular function (GO): flavin adenine dinucleotide binding; monooxygenase activity
Source: RefSeq, a predicted model, not a curated record